AUGCCUAAUACAAUAAAAAGUUUGAGAACUCGUAAUGAAAACAAGAGAUAUGCUGGUUUGCCAUCUGAUCUUCCAGUUAGUGAUCUUCCAACUUAUAGGCAAGUGGUUCAAUAUUCCUACUUUAUUUUAAAAAACAUAAACAGUGUCAGAAAUAUUAAUUCUCCAAAAAUUGUUUCAAAAGUUGCCAGUGACCUUAUUGAUCUGUGGAUUAGAGUAAAUCCUAAGCUGCCUCUGAUACACGAGAAGUCAGUAACCAAAAAAUGUUUUAGACUUUUCAUCAAAGUUUUGUCUGCAGAAGGCAAAUUCAAAAAUUCAAAUAAAAACAAGGAGUAUCUUGAUUGCAAUUUUGAGCGUUUAUUUGAUUUGUCAUCAUGUAAUUGUGGACUUCCAGUAAUAGCUUGCAAUGAUAAAUCUGUGAAGUGUAGGAACCAACCAGAUUGUAAGACAACACAUUUUGCUUGUUUCUGUGAAGUUAACAAAAAGGUACCACUAUUAGAUAGAGAAUAUUUGAAGGAUCAAAAAUUGAAAAUUGGAACUAUUGGAAGAUUUCAAAUUGGUACGAUUGAUAAAAAAGCAGUUGCCAUCGAAAAAAGAAAGCGAGACCGUGAAAUUAAUCAGCAGAUAAAAUCUGCUAACUCACUUGCUCCAGAAAUUCAAUGUGAUCAUUAUAUGGAUUGUGAUUUAGAUAAUAAAAAUGACUCAGAAACAGAUCCUGACUAUUCGAUAACUGCACCAGCUGAAAGAAAUCAAACUUAUUUAACAAACUUGGCAAAAGCCGCUAUUAGGUAUGAAAUAAGCGAUGUUGCAACAGCUGCAUUGGCAACAGCUGUAUUAAUUGACUAUGGAAUUGUUAAAAAAAGUAAUAAAGCACAAAUAAUAACAGAAAAAAAAAUUUUUGGGGAAAAAAAAAGAAUCAGCAGUAUUAUAAGCUCUAAACAUUUAGCUGACGUUAAAGAAUUAGAGGUUAUUGGAGUUGAUGGAAAAAAGAACAAGUUUACAUUGACACAUUCUAUCAGGUAUAACAGUAAUGGAGAUCCAGUUGUUGUUGCUGCAAUCAAAGAAGAAUACCAUCUAACGUUUACAGCAGAGAGUGGACCCACAUCACAAAGUUAUUUGACUCAUGUAGUUAUACCUAAUGGAAUUGGUGCAACCAUGGCAAAUGCUACUGCUAAUGUUUUGUUGGAAUUUAACAGUGUUCAGAGUUUAAUUGCGGUUAUUUUAGAUAAUACAAGUUCAAAUACAGGUUGCGAUAGUGGUUUGGUUGUUAAACUUGAAAAAAUUAUAAACAAAAACUUACACCUUUUAGGAUGUUUGCUGCAUCAAAAUGAACUUCCACUGCGACAUAUCAUAUCAGAAUUAGAUGGAAAGACAGUUAGUCCUAAUUCUUUCAAAGGGCCAAUUGGGGAGGCUGCAUCUAACCUAACACUUCAUGAACAGCCAUUGUUUCAAUUUGUACCCAUAAAGUCAGAGGUAGAGUUAUUUGUUAGCAAAGAGAUUAUAAGUGAUCUUAGUACAGACCAGCGCAAACUCUAUGAGUAUUGUGUUGGUAUUUCAAAAGGUUUCAUUUCUGAAAGAUUUGUUUCAAAAAAACCAGGACCAGUUUGCCAUGCCAGAUGGCUAACUUUAGCACUCAGAAUUAUGAUGUUAUAUGUUAGGACUAAGGAGCCAUCUCUUGAGCUAUUAGCAGUAACUAAGUAUAUUGUGCAAGUUUACUGUGUAAUGUGGUUUGCUAUCAAGCACUCUGGACAAUACAAAGAUGCUUGUCUACUCCUAUAUAAAAAUAUUCAGUUGGUCAAGCUUCAAGAAAGCAGGAUUCAAAGUAUCGUUUUUACCAAUCUCCAGGGAAAUUCAUACUGUUGUUUGCAGGAAAAUUUUCUUUACUGCAUGCUGCAGGAUGAAAAUAUACAUAUAAGAAAUCGAGCUCUUAACCAAAUUCUUAUAAUAAGAAAAUUAAAAGAAGACAUAACUUUCAAAACUCAGCUUAAACCAAAAUCGGUAAUGAAAAUAAAUUUUGAUGCUGGUUCUUGGGACUUUCUUGUUUCAGUUGAUGAGAUUCAAAUUGAGCCACCAGCAACAUAUAGCAUUACUUCAGAAAAAAUUAGAGAGGCAUUUGAAUCUGGACAAAAACUUUGCCUAAUUGAUUUUCCUAACAAUUCGCAAUCCGUUGAAAGAGCAGUAAAACUAACCUCUGAAGCUGCUAAGCAGGUUUAUGGUCUAGAAAAAAGACACAAAUUCAUUUUGGCAAAGAACCAAAGUCGAAAAGAGAAUAAGAGAAAUGUAAAAAAACGUGAUUAUUUUAUAAAAUAAAUAUCUAAUUUUGCAA
Molecule: messenger RNA, 2323 nt
Organism: Hydra vulgaris (swiftwater hydra)
Lineage: Eukaryota; Metazoa; Cnidaria; Hydrozoa; Anthoathecata; Hydridae
Source: RefSeq, a predicted model, not a curated record